UAUCCACCAGAUCAUUCAAUCGAUCACUUCCAUUCACAUUGGGUGAGUUACUUCAAUGAUCGCAUGUUAUUUUGAAAAUUCUUGUUCAAGCUUUUGGCUGGAUUUUCAAAUUUUCUAGCAAUUCCUUUCUUACUUCGUUCGACUCUAUCGAUUUCAAGACUUGAAAGAAAUGGGCUAUAUCGGAGCACAUGGCGUGGCGGCACUCCGAAGAUACAAGUACAGCGGUGAGGAUCACUCUUUUGUGGCGAAAUAUGUCUUGCAACCUUUCUGGAGCCGUUUCGUGAAUGUAUUUCCUCUUUGGAUGCCCCCAAACAUGAUAACAUUUGCUGGAUUCAUUUUUUUGGUUACAUCUGCGCUGCUUGGCUACGUGUGUUCGCCUCAUCUAGAUUCAGCUCCACCAAGAUGGGUUCAUUUUGCCCAUGGGUUACUCCUAUUCUUGUAUCAGACUUUUGAUGCUGUUGAUGGAAAACAAGCAAGAAGAACAAAUUCCUCGAGUCCGUUGGGGGAACUUUUUGACCAUGGAUGUGAUGCACUUGCCUGUGCGUUUGAAUCCUUAGCUUUUGGAAGCACUGCCAUGUGUGGAAGAAAUACUUUUUGGUUAUGGGUUAUUGCUGCCAUUCCUUUUUAUGGUGCUACAUGGGAACAUUAUUUCACCAACAGUCUAAUUCUUCCUACUAUAAAUGGACCCACAGAGGGUCUUAUGCUGAUCUAUCUAUCUCACUUUUUCACAGCAUUUAUUGGUGCUGAAUGGUGGGCUCAACCUUUUGGAAAAUCCUUACCAUUUUUAAGUUGGAUUCCGUUGCUUCAAGAUGUUCCGAUGAACAGUGCUGUGAUGUUACUAAUGACAGCUUUUGGUGUUAUUCCCACCGUUGCAUUUAAUGUGUUCAAUGUCUAUAAGGUUGUUCGCGCAAGAAAAGGAAGUAUGUUACUGGCUUUAGCAAUGUUGUGCCCAUUUGCUGUACUCCUUGGUGGAGUCUUGAUGUGGGAUUACUUAUCUCCUUCAGACCUCAUAAAGAACUAUCCACAUUUGGUUAUAACCGGAAGCGGCCUUGCCUUUGGAUUCUUAGUGGGAAGAAUGAUUCUUGCUCACUUGUGUGAUGAACCUAAGGGCUUGAAAACUGGAAUGUGCAUGUCACUUUUCUAUCUCCCAUUUGCGAUUGCGAAUGCCCUGAUGGCAAGACUUGGUGGAGGGUUUCCUGUGUUUGGUGAGGGAUUCGUGCUGAUUGGUUACGUCAUCUACACAGGUGCUCUCUAUUUGCACUUUGCCACAUCAGUUAUUGAAGAAAUGAAAAAUUCUUUGGGAAUCCACUGCUUCAGGAUAAUGAAGAAAGAAAGCUGAAAUCUGCUUGUUUUUCUGUAAUGUGUGCCAGCUCAAAUUUUAAGGAACCCCGGCUUACCUUCAAGUAGUAGAUUGUACAUUAUAGGUAAAUCAUAGUAAGAUAUCCAUCAACAAUAUACCUUCCUGUACAUGGAAUCCUGGAGAAGAAUUUAUGCAUAUCAUCAUACUCGGGGUGUAUAAAGCUUGAGAAUUCAUUUGGAAGUUUUAGUUUUCUUAUUGUAAACAUAUUACCUUGCAUAUCUAUAUUUGUGUUUAUUAUUUUGUAUGAUCUUAAACGUCCAAAUCCAAUCACUGAAGUUUGAUUAAAUGAUGAAAAUGUGAUUUAGCCA
Cucumis sativus (cucumber) is the source of this 1668-nucleotide messenger RNA. Its product is annotated as choline/ethanolaminephosphotransferase 1. The transcript has 20 exons. Bases 170 to 1339 code for a protein of 389 amino acids. Gene Ontology annotation, cellular component: membrane. Gene Ontology annotation, biological process: phospholipid biosynthetic process. Gene Ontology annotation, molecular function: phosphotransferase activity, for other substituted phosphate groups. NCBI's taxonomy places the organism in Eukaryota, Viridiplantae, Streptophyta, Magnoliopsida, Cucurbitales, Cucurbitaceae. The record is from RefSeq and is a predicted model, not a curated record.